Molecule: messenger RNA, 2549 nt
Organism: Oryza sativa Japonica Group (Japanese rice)
Lineage: Eukaryota; Viridiplantae; Streptophyta; Magnoliopsida; Poales; Poaceae
Product: putative clathrin assembly protein At5g57200
Biological process (GO): clathrin coat assembly; vesicle budding from membrane; clathrin-dependent endocytosis
Cellular component (GO): clathrin-coated pit; clathrin-coated vesicle
Molecular function (GO): 1-phosphatidylinositol binding; clathrin heavy chain binding; SNARE binding
Source: RefSeq, a predicted model, not a curated record
ACACCAGAUGUAAGCAAGGGUUGUACUGCAACCAGAUCAGAUUUGUGAGCUGAAGAAAUCGUCUAAGAUUGCAUCUUUUCAACUGAUUCCAAUUCCAAAUUACAAUGGGCGGCCGGCCUGGCACGCCAUUAUUCCAAUAGUGUUUAUGAAUCAAUUGCGCACGUCGCAUUAUCGGAUUGUGUCGUGCCAUCAUCCCAGAAUGUUUCUCAUACGCAAAUACACCCCUGUGAGUUUCACAACUUUUCGUAGCCUUUUUAUCUCUGCUCAUGAAUAUUUGACUUUAGGACAAGAUUUGAUCAAAUUUUUAAAUGUUGAUAAUAAUGACUCAUAUGUUUACUUUUAAAAAAAACAAAAAAACGUGUGGAAUUUCUUUGAAAAAUGUAAAAUUUGCUAGAUUUUACAAAUUUAUUUUAGUAUAACAUCAACGGCAAAAUCUUCAAAAGUUUCAAUCUUUACUUAAACGUCGAUUAUUUUUGGACUGAUAGAACACUUGCAAUUUUGGAUGGCUUAUGGUUCUAAGUUUGGGAAUAAUGAAAAGGUGAGGGAGUUUAGUGUGAUUUUGGGAGGAUGAGAAAUAUAUAUAUGGAGGCGAAAAUUUAAAAAAUGGAGCCACUCGCGAGCCACGACUCGACCUCGCCGCGGCGGCGACGACGACGACGACCAGCACGCACUCGCACCGGCGGAUCGCCGGCGGCGGCGGAGGAGGAGACGAUGGGCACGACGUCGGUGCAGAAGAGCUGGCGCAAGGCGUGCGGCGCGAUCAAGGACUCCACCACCGUGGGCCUCGCCCGGGCGCACUCCAAGGACCUCGACGUCGCCGUCGUCAAGGCCACCAACCACGUCGAGCGCCCGCCCAAGGAGCGCCACCUCUCCAAGAUCAUCGCCGCCGCGUCCGGCGCCCGCCCGCUCGCCGACGUGUCCUACUGCGUCCACGCCCUCGCCCGCCGUCUCUCCAAGACGCACAACUGGGUGGUGGCGCUCAAGACGCUGGUGGUGAUACACCGCGCGCUGCGGGAAGGCGACGCCGCGUUCCGGGAGGAGCUUCUCAGCUACCGGCGCGGCCGCGGCGGCCAUUGCCUGCAGAUGUCCAGCUUCAAGGACGACUCCACCCCGCUGGCGUGGGAUUGCUCGGCGUGGGUGCGCACGUACGCGCUGUUCUUGGAGGAGAGGCUCGAGUGCUUCAGAGUUCUGAGAUACGACAUUGAAGCAGAGCGUCUGAGGACAGCAGAGGGAGCUCCAAAGGGUCAGAGUAGAACUAGAAGCUUAGGUAAGGAUGAGCUCUUGGAGCAACUUCCUGCACUGCAGCAGCUGCUCUAUCGGCUAGUCGGCUGCCAGCCUGAAGGAGCCGCAUUUGGAAACUAUCUUAUACAGUAUGCAUUAGCUCUGGUGCUGAAGGAAAGUUUCAAGAUUUAUUGUGCAGUCAAUGAUGGAAUCAUUAAUCUUGUCGAAAUGUUCUUCGACAUGACAAAAAUUGAUGCUAUCAAAGCUUUCGACAUCUACAGAAGAACAGGACAUCUGGCAAAAAGCCUGUCCGACUUCUACGAUCUCUGCAGGGGUUUGGAACUCGCCAGGAAUUUCCAAUUUCCAGUCCUAAGAGAGCCGCCGUCAUCAUUUCUUGGAACAAUGGAAGAGUACAUCAGAGAAGCCCCUAGAACUGCUCCUGUUGCAAAUAAGACCGUAGAAUAUCGACAACUUGAAUUCAUUCCAAACAAGGAAGAAGAACCUCCUCAACCGUUACCUGAGGUGUUAGAAGAACCUGUUAAGGAGGAGAUUUUACCUGAACCUCCAGAAGAACCCCAUCAUCCUGCAGCUGAGGUUGAUGAUGAACCUGAACCUACCACAACCGCUGAUUUAUUGGGUUUAAAUGAAGUGAACCCUGCUGCCGCCCAGCUUGAAGAGAACAAUGCACUGGCUCUGGCCAUUGUAUCACCAGGUAGCAACACAUCUGCUGGUGCAGGCAGUGGCUUCGGUGGCAUGCUUGGAUCGUCAGGUUGGGAGCUAGCGUUGGUCACUGAACCCACCAACAGCAGCAGCAACCAACUACUGACAGAGAGCAAGCUGGCUGGAGGGUUCGACAAGCUGCUGCUUGAUAGCUUAUACGAUGAUGCAUCAAGGAGGCAGCAAGGAGCCCAGAUGGAUCAUCCUCGGGAUCCGUUCGCCAUGUCGACAAGUGUCGCGCCACCGACCAACGUGCAGAUGUCGAUGAUGGCACAGCAGCAGCAAUAUUUCCAGCAGGAGCAGCAGCAGCAAAUGGUGUUAGGGAUGCCACAGCAAUUCUCAGGGUGGCCUCAGUAUGCUGGUGUUUCUCAGGCGAAUCCUUUCGGUGAUACGUAUUCAGGUGGUACUCUCCAUGGAAGCAGCAGCUUGAUCUGAACAUUUUUUUUUCUGAUUAAAAGUAGAGUAGCUUUGAUGUGAUAAUCUGAGAACUGCCAUUAAUUCAGCUUGCUCUUGUUAGCAAAACGUUGUAUCUUCUUCAGUCUUCACAGAUCUCACUUGUGCACAGUGCACUGGCAAUUUACAAGACUGGAAAACAGAAAUUCAUUUGUUCA